GAUUCUUCUAGAAUUUACUUAUGCAGACAUCGUCGAUUUCACUCCUCCGCCACUCUUCUCCGUUCCUCCGUCGCACGGCAGUUUUUCACGGCGGAGGCGGAGUUCGAGUCGCAGUCGGAAUUCGCCGCAGCUUCUGUCCUCUUUCAGCUAGACGAGAUAAUCCUGAUGUCUCGAGAAAACCCCAACCGAGCAAGAAUAUGCUCAGAGCGAAACAUAUCGGUAAAAAUUACUCCUCCUCCUUGUCACCAGUUCUCUCACCGGAGCACAAACCUACGCUCUUAGAGUCUCAAGCUAUUGGUACUGUUGCCACCGCUCAAGCGAACUUUAUGCGCGUCAUUGUUCAAGAUGUAGCUAAUUCUGUGAAGAGUGAUGAUGAUGAUGAUUCGUCUAAGACUGGUGUUGAGUUGCUUUGUGUGGUAAGAGCUGUGUUGAAGAAGAUACGUAGGAAGGUUUUGGUUGGGGAUAAGGUUCUCGUUGGAUCUAUUGAUUGGGUUGAUCGGAGAGGAAUGAUUGAGAAUGUGUUUCAUCGACGCUCUGAGAUUUUGGAUCCACCGGUUGCGAACGUUGAUCAUUUGCUGGUUCUUUUCUCUCUGGAUCAACCGAAGCUGGAGCCGUUUACUCUCACUAGGUUCUUGGUGGAAGCUGAGUCUACUCGUAUUCCACUCACACUUGCUCUCAACAAAACUGAACUCAUUAGUGAAGAGGAGUUGGAAUCUUGGAAGAUAAGAUUGCGUAGCUGGAACUAUGAACCACUGUUUUGCAGUGUGGGAACUAAGGACGGACUUGAUGCGAUUGCGUUUAUCCUGCGGGAUCAGACUUCUGUGAUUGUUGGACCUAGUGGUGUUGGAAAGUCAAGUUUAAUCAACAUAUUGAGAAGUAACCAUGGUGGUGGUGAGGUGGAAGAUGAGAAUUGGUUUGAGCCUAUGCUAGGUAAUAAGUGGUUUGAUGAUCAACGAGUAGGGGAAGUUUCUUCUAGAAGUGGUAGGGGUAAACAUACAACACGAAAUGUAUCACUACUUCCCGUUUCUGAAGGUGGUUAUCUCGCUGAUACUCCUGGCUUUAACCAGCCUAGUUUGCUGAAAGUUACAAAACAAUCACUUGCACACUGCUUCCCUGAGAUACGGAACAUGAUUGAAGGUGAAAAAUGUGGAUUUAGAGAUUGCUUGCAUAUAGGGGAACCAGGGUGUGUUGUUAAAGGUGAUUGGGAAAGGUAUCCAUACUACUUACAACUGCUUGAUGAGAUCAGAAUAAGGGAGGAGUUUCAGCUUAGGACUUUUGGAACCAAGAGGGAAGAUGAUGUUAGGUACAAGGUGGGAGACAUGGGUGUAAAACAUGCUGAGCCACGGCUAGUUCCUAAGAAGCAUAGGAGAGAGUCAAGGAAGAAAACAAAACAGACAAUGAUCAGUGAGCUGGAUGAGUUCGAAGAUGAAGACAGCGACUUCGACAUAGAGAACGACCCAAUAGUCCAAGCGAUUGAGAAUGAGAAGAAACAACAAUGAGAGAACUCGUGUUCACACGAAAGACUUUAGACAGAAGAUGUAAAAAAUUGUACAGAUCUCUUUUGUUCUAAGCGUUUUUUGCACUUCUGCCUCAUUGACAAAGCGGUAACUUAAUCAGAAGAUAUUAAUAUUGCAGAAUUUUUUA
Capsella rubella is the source of this 1644-nucleotide messenger RNA. RefSeq names its product small ribosomal subunit biogenesis GTPase RsgA 1, mitochondrial. Gene Ontology annotation, molecular function: GTPase activity; GTP binding. Bases 21 to 1499 code for a protein of 492 amino acids. The transcript has 5 exons. The record is from RefSeq and is a predicted model, not a curated record. NCBI's taxonomy places the organism in Eukaryota, Viridiplantae, Streptophyta, Magnoliopsida, Brassicales, Brassicaceae.